UGGUGGGAGAAUAUGGUCAACCGCGCGUUCGAGCCGGCUUCGCGUUCCUCAGUCGUGCGCUAUUGAUGCUAGAUCGCGAAACGAUAUAAGUACGCUAGCUAGUUCGCAGGACAAGUGCUCGUCGUCGACCACGAUGCUCGUUAACGUCGGAACGAAACGGUGCAACACCAUGGGUUUCUUCUUGGCCGUGGAACUUCUCGCGAUCUUAGGCCUCGCAACCGCCGAGCAGAUCGACGUAACGAUACCUUGCGAGACGUCGGAAGAUUGCGUCAAGUUUUCGGUCCUACUGAAAGACCCGUUCUGCAGGAACGGGCACUGUGAGUGCAAGUACGGAACGGAGUAUCGGAACUGUUCCAACGCGGGAAUUUUACGCCCGAACAGCAGAAACGCAGGUUCGCCCAUUUUCCACAGCUGCAAGCUCGAUAAAGAGUGCACGUUCAACAACUCCAUGUGCAACACGUCGAUAAGCCAGUGCGACUGUCAGAAAGAUUACGUUAUGUCCACCACUCGGAAGACGUGUCUUAAGAGGGUGAACGCGAUCGAGUCCCCGUGCGUCGAGGACAGGCAAUGUACGGAUUUUCUGGCGAACACCACGUGCCAGAAUGGUCGCUGCGAUUGCAUCCCGGGAUAUCAUUACGCGGGGAACGCUUGCUACGAGACUAUCGCCCUUGGAGAACGAUGCUCGCGGCCCGAGGAAUGCAGCAAGGUCCAGGGCGCGGUGUGCAUCGAGGAGAAGAUGAUCUGCGAUUGUUUCGAGGAGACGGUGAUCGACUCGACUGGGAAAAGAUGUCUACCGGUCGCCCGAGAAUUUCUGAACAAGUGCGUCGAGGACAAACAAUGUUCGCAGAGCUUCGGAGACGCGGCCGCGUGUAUCGACGGGACGUGUAGGUGUCUGGAUCGGCACCAUUUCGAGCUCGAAAUGAAUCGAUGCUACCUCGACACAGGUCUGGACGAACAAUGCGGGAACGCGUACGAUUGUUACCAGGCCGACGACGAAAACAGGACGCGAAAGGCCGUGACAUGCACGGCGAAUGUGUGCGUUUGCGCGGAAGAUUUUCAUCGAGAGGAUGACGCGUGCGUCGUUAACGAAGGUACGCGUUUCCUGGGAUCCCUUCUAACCCUUUUACUCGCGACGUUCCUAUUCGUCGGUCCCUUCGAGGAAAUCUAGGCCUCGAGACGAUCCAUUUCGACGACUAUCCCCGCGCGUUGUCUCUCGCGGCGAGCACGCGAUUCAGCGCGGAAAGGAAAGCGAGUGUUGCGAGGACGGCGUCGGAUGUCGUCGAGAUCGUACUUACAGGGUUAUACUACUUACGCGUCGAGCGCGACGAGAGAACGCGCCGUUGUGGCGGGUGCAACGAAGCGUUCGAGGACUUCCUCUGCCGCGGACGCGAUCGAGGCGCUGCGCUGGUUGCGCGCUUAUCGCGCGACUGCUUUUCUCCCACGUAGUUCUCUCUUCUAUCCUCAAAGAAACGUGUACGUACACAGAGACCAAAGAAACGAGUAACUCGCUCGCCGAGGCAAAAACUCAACGCGAUCGUCUUAUCUUUUCGCGAACGAACGAACGAACGCGGCAGAGAUAUCGUCUGGAUCAAGAGCACGUUUGAACGUUGAUCGACGACUGGCUCACUUAUUUACAGUUUACACCACGGAAUGCCAAUUAUCACAACGCUUCCACCGAAUAGGCCGUGAACGAUAUUUUAUUUUUUGCGAUCAAAGUUGCAUUUUGAUUGUUAAUCGAUCUGAAAGCGUGGAAAGAACAUCGUGAUUUUUCUUUUUAGAAUCGCGUGGCAUUCAUACGCGAAGAAAAAACAACAAUAGAAUAUCUUCUUUCUUAGUUUAAGAGCGUUCCUAACAAAGUUUCUACUGUUAUUCGCUUUUGUACCACUUGUUUUUAAUAUUGGUAAAUAAAAAA
This is a messenger RNA of Dufourea novaeangliae, 1912 nucleotides long. Its product is annotated as tenascin-like. The record is from RefSeq and is a predicted model, not a curated record. Lineage: Eukaryota; Metazoa; Arthropoda; Insecta; Hymenoptera; Halictidae. The transcript is spliced from 7 exons. The coding region runs from base 134 to 1168 and encodes 344 amino acids.